Argiope bruennichi is the source of this 10931-nucleotide messenger RNA. Its product is annotated as neural-cadherin-like. Gene Ontology annotation, molecular function: calcium ion binding. Gene Ontology annotation, cellular component: plasma membrane. Gene Ontology annotation, biological process: homophilic cell-cell adhesion. Bases 190 to 9084 code for a protein of 2964 amino acids. NCBI's taxonomy places the organism in Eukaryota, Metazoa, Arthropoda, Arachnida, Araneae, Araneidae. The record is from RefSeq and is a predicted model, not a curated record. The transcript is spliced from 36 exons.
UGCACGUUGACGACCGAGCUGGGCGUGUGGUGUGGAGUCGGAAUUAGGCUUGACUUUAAAGAAAGAGACGAGUUGGUUAAACUAUGGAUUGUUUUAAAAUAUUUUAAGUUACUAAUUCUUUAUAUUACAAGUUCAGGUUUUCAAGGUCUUUCACCUUGGAAAUUAAGUUCCUAGUCAUCAUUGUUCAUCAUGAUCAGUAUAUCAAGACAUUUAUUAGCAUUAAUAUUGCUGGUGAUACCAGCAUUUGCUGUUGUAAAAAUAUCUGUACCACAUGAUAUUCAACCAGGUUAUAGUAUUAAGAAAUUGCAUUCUGAAGGUCGGAUAAAUAUAAUUGAAAAUGAAGUGUCUCCACAUUUUGCUCUACUUAGUGAUGGAUCUCUGAUAUCAACGGCAAGGUUAUCUGAUUUAGCCGGAAGACGUAUUGAGCUCAUGAUCCAAGAAGAGAAAAAGGAUGGAAUUCAGUUUCAUCCUUUUGUUAUUCAUGUUAGGGAUAGAAGUAAAAUGCUGUCAUUUCCCAAACCUGAAUACCAUGGAUACAUAUAUGAAAAUGAAUUACCAAAUUCUGUUGUUAAGCUUGGAAGCCCAUUAACAGUUCUAAACUCAGUUGGAAAUGUAUCGUAUUCUCUAUCGGAUAGUGAAAAUUUUCGUAUUUUUAUAAAAGAUGAUGUUCUGUUAUUGUCCACAAAAAAGUUAGAUAGAGAAAUACAAAAACAAUGCUUAUUGAUUUUGAAUGCUAUUGAUUCGGAUGGAAGCACCGCAAGUACUACUAUUAAAGUAUACAUUAAAGAUAUUAAUGACAAUGCUCCUGUGUUUUAUAAAAGCUAUUACAAAUGGAAUAUACCAUUGGAUACCCCUCCCUAUUCAAGAAUUGGCAUUAUCAAGGCCACUGAUGCAGAUGGUGAUAAAGUUGUGUAUGGUUUUGUGAAUACCAAUAAAUAUCCAUUUAUUAUAGUACCUCAAACUGGUGAGAUUUUACUUGGAGGGGAGCUGGAGCCCAAAUUAUACGAGUUAAUGGUGUUGGCAAAUGAUAAUCGUGAACCUAAAUUGUUCAGCGAGUCUGUACCUGUAACCAUUUCAGUGGGUAAUAUAGAUGCAAAUGAGACCAAACAUAGUGAGCAGCCUCUCAAGCGACAAAAACGUGCUGUGCGCCAGACAAGAACUUAUGAGCAUUUUUUGGAAUCAGAUGGAAGUACCCCUGGAAAAGUGAUGUUCCGUUUAGAUAGUGUUCACCCAGAUGAAGUGUUUAAUCUUGAAAAUGAAAGUCGCUGGAUAGAUGUUGACCAUAAUGGUGAUGUGAAAGUGAAAGAGCCUUGGGAUUAUGAGCAACUUGAGCGAGAGAAGACCAUUGAUUUUUGGGUUAAAAUCAGAGCUCCCCUGCAACCUGAACCUGAUCGUCAGCGGAUCAUCAUCCAUGUGCAGGAUGCCAACGAUGAGAACCCGUACUUCAUCAACCGCCCCAUGCCGAUGCAAGCAGUGGUGCAGCUGAAUGCGCCGGCCGGCACCUCAGUAUUUAAAUUGCAAGCUCGGGAUCCGGACUUGGAUAGCAAUAUUCAUUAUUACUUAGUCAGAGACAGAACUGGAGGUCGUUUUGAAGUUGAUGAAAUUUCUGGAGAAGUGAGGACUGUUGGAAAUGAGCCUUUCAAUCUAGACCAAGAGUAUGUUAUUUAUGUGAAAGCAGAAGAUCUGAACGGCAUGAAAGUGACGGGGAAGGAGCAGUCAACUGGCGAAGAAAGACUGUCCAUUAUUGGAGGGAAAAGACCACCACAGUUUUAUAUGCAGUCAUACUCUGCUACAAUAUCUGAAAACAAGAAAAAAGAUUCUGAAAUAAUUCAGGUCAAGGCCAUGUCUUUUGCUAAUCGUCAGAUACGUUACAUUUUGGGAACAAAAGGCCAAGGUGCUGGAACAUUUAUAAUAGGGCCAACUGAUGGUAUAGUGAAGUUAGCUAAAGAUCUGGAUUAUGAAGAUCUUCGUCAGCCAAAGAAGUAUUCUCUCCAAAUUACUGCUGUAGAAGAUUCUGGUGGAUUUCAAACUUCUGUCGAGUUAACAAUUGAUGUAACAGAUGUCAAUGACAAUCCUCCAAGAUUCGAAGUUCCUGAUUAUCAAGCUUAUGGUGUACCUGAAGAUGUACCUAUUGGAACUUCCAUUUUACAAGUAUCGGCAACUGAUGCCGAUUCUGGAAAAAAUGCUGAAAUUGUGUACUCUCUGGACAAGGAUGACUUCACCAUUGAUUCCCGUGGUGUUAUCUUUUCUAACAAACGGCUGGAUGCUGAUAUUGUUAAUACUUAUGAACUCACGGUUCGGGCUGUUGACAAAGGUGAACCACCCCUUACUGGUACUGCCACAGUUCGUGUGUAUACAGAGAACAGAAAUGAUGAAGCUCCCAAAUUUAGCCAAGAUGUCUACACCCCAAGUGUAGAUGAAAACGCUGGCCCUAAUACAUUGGUGACUACUGUUGUGGCAAGUGACAUAGAUGGUGAUAAUGUCAUAUUUGGUUUCUCAGAUGGCAAUACCAAAUCUGGAAUGUUUGAAAUAGAGAAAAGAACAGGAGUCAUUCGUCUGAUUGAUGGAUCAAUUCAUUUGGAUAAGGACAAAUAUGAAUUGAAUGUUACUGCAAAAGAUGAUGGGGCAUGCUGUAAAAAUGGUGCAUUGACAACACAUACUAGUACUGCUCUAGUUGUUGUAUUUAUAACUGAUGUGAAUGAUAACAAGCCUGUGUUUGAGCAGUGUGAUAGUUAUAAUCCUAAAGUUGAAGAAAAUGCUGAAAGUGGCACUUUUGUAAUUAAGGUUCAAGCUACCGAUCAGGACAAAGGUUAUAAUGGACAGGUGAGAUAUUCUGUAGUGCAACAGCCUAAUCAGAGUGGAACAAAGUUCAUUGUUGAUGAAAUUAGUGGAGAGCUCAGAACGAAUAAGGUUUUUAACAGAGAAGGAGAAGAUGGUCGCUAUGUAAGUGUUACUUUGAAAGCCACGGAUAGAGGUAACCCUCCUUUAGAAGGUGUGUGUUCAUUCAAAGUGGAAAUCGCUGAUGUCAACGAUAAUGCACCAUUAUUUCACCGCUCAGAGUAUCAUGAAAACAUAAAACAGGAUACACCAGUUGGAAACAAUGUCCUGCGUGUUGCUGCUUCUGAUGAGGAUGCGGAUAAUAAUGGUGUUGUGGUAUACAGCCUUUACCCUAGAUCAGUUGAAGAUGAAGGUUAUUUUGAGAUCAACCCAGAAUCUGGAUGGAUUCGCCUGAAGAAGCCUUUAGAUAGAGAGCAAUAUUAUCUGAGGGCUGAAGCAACUGAUAAAGGAAUUCCUCCUCUCAAGUCCUCUGUAAAUGUUAUAAUUGAAGUUGUUGACAGGAAAAAUAAUCCUCCUGUUUGGGAUCAACCAAUUUAUGGUCCUAUUUUUGUUUUUGAGAAUGUUCAACGAGAUAUGAAAAUUGCAGCGCUGAAAGCAAGAUCUGGAAUUCCUGACAAUCCAAAAGUCAUCUAUACUAUAAUUAAAGGAGGAACUGAGCAAACUAAUGGAAAAGAUACCUUUUAUUUGAAGCAGUAUGAAGAAGGUGAAGAAACAUGGGCUGGAAUUUUCGUUAAUUAUGCUUUAGACUAUGAAAAAGUCCAGCAGUAUAAUCUGACAGUUAGAGCUGAAAAUGCUGGAGCUCAGCAGUUGGCUAGUGAAGCAACAGUUUAUAUUUUGCUGAAAGACGUAAAUGAUGAAAUUCCAUUAUUUGUAAAACAAGAACAAGAAACAGUUCUUGAAGGAAUGCCCAUUGGAACUAAAGUCACUCAGAUUCGAGCAGUUGAUAAAGAUGGCACUUAUCCAAAUAAUAAGGUAUAUUAUUCAAUUGAGUCCAAAGAUGAUGGAGAUAAAUUUCGUAUUGAUCGUGAAACUGGAGAAAUAUUCACUAAAGAAGUGUUUGAUCGUGAAGAGAGACAAACUUAUGUUAUCAUUGUGAAAGCUGAAGAUGGUGCUCCAUCUGCUAGACCCAAUGUGCCUGCACCAGAACCUAAUUCAGUUACCAAGUACAUCCGAAUCGGUAUCGGCGACAAGAACGACAAUCCCCCUUACUUCGAGCAAGCCUCCUACGAAGCUGAGGUCAACGAGGAUGAGGACAUCCAGCACACAGUCAUCACUGUCACCGCCAAGGACAAGGACGAAUCUUCUCGCAUCCGGUACGAAAUAACAGCUGGAAACAUCGGAGGAGCCUUCGCUGUCAAAAACGAAACCGGGGCCAUCUACGUUGCGAGUCCGCUAGACUACGAAACCAGGAAAUUUUACAAUUUGACGCUGGUGGCAUCGGACACUUUAUUCGAGAACAGUACAACGGUAAUCAUUAAAGUGAAGGACAUCAAUGAUUUGCCCCCGAAGUUCAGCCAAUCUCUCUAUCAAACACACAUCCUGGAAGAAGAUUCUGAUGGCCUGCCCAAGAGAAUUCUUAAGGUUCAUGCUACUGAUGGCGAUCUGGACCGAAAUUCUGAAAUCCUUUACUUUCUUACUGGCCAAGGCAUUGAAGACAGGGUGGAGAACAGCAAGUUCGCCAUCAACGACACUUCUGGCGAGAUCUAUGUCCUCAAGCCCUUGGAUCGAGACUUGCCUCACGGUCGCUCGCAAUGGAGGUUCACCGUCUACGCCACGGACGAAGGUGGCAAAGGCCUCGUUGGUUACGCCGAUGUCUUAGUCAACCUCAAGGACAUCAACGACAAUGCCCCCUUCUUUCCCCAGGCUAUAUAUACAGGGAAUGUCACAGAAAAUGGAACAGCCGGAAUGACGGUAAUGACGAUGACGGCUACCGAUUAUGACGACCCCAACGAAGGCUCCAAUGCAAAGCUCAAGUAUACAAUUGAACAGAACCAGGUUAAUGAAAACCAUGAGUUGAUAUUUGCUAUCGAUCAAGAUACUGGUGUCAUCAGCACAGCUGUCUGCUGCCUAGACCGUGAAGCAAUAUCAGAAUACACUAUAAAAGUGGUCGCUACUGAUGGAGGAGGAUUGCAAGGUACUGGCACUGCAACUAUAAAAGUGAAGGACAUCAAUGACAUGCCUCCAGUUUUCACCAAGAAGGAGUGGUAUGUCCAGGUAGAUGAGACUGAAGGUGAUGAUAUUCCUGAACUUCCUAUUCUCGUCGUCUCUGUGAAAGAUGAAGAUUUGUUGGAAACAAACCGUUUCAGUUAUAAAGUUAUAAACAAUACAUUUGGUGCAGAUAAGUUCACAAUGGUUACAAAUUCAGAUGGAACUGGGUCACUUAAAAUUGCAAAGCCUUUGGAUUAUGAAGAUCCAAUGCAAAGAUAUGGAUUUAACAUCACUAUCCAAGUGAGUGACCAUGGUGGGGAAACAUCAAACACGUAUCACAUUGAUUACUCAAAAGUUUUCAUUCGGCUGAUAGAUAUAAAUGACAAUCCUCCGGAGUUUACUGAUCCCAUACUGAAAGCCAGUGUGCAAGAAAAUGUAACUAUUGGCUUUGUCAUAAAAAAAUUCCAUGCUCGUGAUCCUGACCAGGCUGGAAAAUCAACUGUUAAGUAUUCUAUUGACAGAUCUUCUGACCGAAGAAGACAAUUCAAAAUCGACCAGCAAGGUGUAGUAACCAUCCAAAGAUCUUUGGAUCGAGAAACUGUAAACCGCCAUGAUAUUAAAAUUCUUGCCACUGAUGAUGGUAUUCCAACGAGAACAGCUACUGCCACUUUGCUAGUGGAUGUGAUUGAUGUUAAUGAUAACCCACCUCAUUUCCGAGAAGACUAUCGUCCUGUUGUAAUGGAAAAUACAGAUCCACCUGUGAAAGUGAUUGAAAUCUUUGCCGAUGAUCCAGAUUUAGCUCCAGAAAGGAAACCAUGGUUCAAGUUUCAAUUAGAUUCAAAUGCUGAUAAAACAAUCAAGGAUUCCUUUAGAGUAGUUUUCAAUAAAGAUGGAGAUAAUGGAAAGGGUUCUGCCACUGUUUGGACUCAAGUGAAAUUCGAUCGAGAGCAACAAAAAGAAUACCAUGUGCCCAUAGUGAUUGCUGAUAGUGGUGUUCCUUCUCUCACUAGCACCAAUACUCUCACUGUUAUAAUUGGGGAUGAAAAUGAUAAUGUGAUGCGGCCGGGAGAAAAGGACAUUUUUGUUUAUAAUUAUACAGGUGCAACCAAACCAACAAGACCCAUUUUAAUUGGAAGAGUUCAUGUUGAAGAUGCAGAUGAUUGGGAUCUUCCAGACAAAGUAUUCUAUUGGAAAGAUAACAACGAACAUCCUAAUUUUGAAUUGGAAGUUGAAACUGGUGAAAUAUUCAUGAAAGACAUGGUUAGUGGAGGAAAAUACACUCUUCAUUUUACUGUGGUAGAUCAAAAGAGAAGUGAAGAAGUUUCAGCCAUUGUUUAUGUGACAGUUAAGGAAAUACCUGAAGAAGCUGUUUACAGUUCUGGAUCAAUUAGAAUAGCUGGGCACUCUGAUGAAGACUUUAUUCGUAUUUGGGACUGGAAAAAUAAAGUUCAGGUUGAAAGCAAAUACAAUAAAUUCCGAGACAUCCUUGCUAAACUGUUGAAGGUAAAGAAAGAAAAUGUGGAUAUCUUUACUGUUUUGAAGCAUCAAGACCAUCCUCCUAUCACUGACAUCAGAUUUUCUGCUCAUGGAUCUCCGUAUUACAAGGCAUCAAAAUUGGAUGGUUUGAUUGCUCUUCAUAGAAAGAAUAUUGAAUCAAUUGUUGGCAUAAAUAUUACAAUGGUGAACAUUGAUGAGUGCCUGUAUGAAGACAAAUGUGAAGACAGCUGUACCAAUUAUCUUCGAGUAUAUGGUGAUCGCCCAGCUACUGUGAAUGCCAACAGAACUUCUCUUGUUGGAGUUCAUGCUGAAGUGCAGGCUGAAUGCACAUGUGGAGCUCGGGACUUUUCUGCCAUUGAAACUUGCAAAGCAAGACCAAAACCCUGUUAUAAUGAUGGAAUUUGCUCAGAUAAAUUUGGUGUCAUCAACUGCACAUGUAGAGAAGGUUAUAGUGGCCCUCAAUGUCAAAAAACCACCCGUCACUUUGGAGGUGAUGGUUUUGCUUGGUUCCCACCUUUGCAGCAGUGUGAAACAUCUCAUUUUCACAUAGAAUUCAUGACACAGAGCGCAAAUGGUUUACUUCUGUAUGAUGGUCCCAUGUCUGAAGCUGAUCCAGGUGAAACUGUCGUUCAAGAUUUUUUCUCAUUGGAGUUACAGAAUGGAAAACCUCGUUUGCUUAUUGAUUUUGGAUCUGGAACUACAGAAAUUGUUAUUGAAGUCAAGUCAAGUCUAAGUGAUGGUGGUUGGCAUAAACUGGAUGUGUACUGGGAUCGCACGAUUGUGCGAAUGGUGGUGGAUAAUUGCCAGACUGCUGUAAAUCAAGAUUUGGAUCCUCCAGUAGCAGAUCGAGGUUCUUGUGAAGGCAGCUCAGCCAUCAAACCAUUUAAUGAAUUCUUGAAUGUGAAUGGCCCUCUGCAGUUAGGAGGUGUAAAGCAUCCUGUGUUAUCAUCUUACAAAUGGAAUUUUGCUCACACCAGGAAGGGAUUCAAUGGUUGUAUCAAAAAUGUUAUUCAUAACAGUGAGAUGUAUGAUCUCGCAAGUGUUGGUGAGUCUCAAGACAGUAGGAUUGGAUGUCCACCAGCUGAAGAAUACUGUUACCCCAACCAGAUAGAUAAAUUUUGCCUUCAUGGAACAUGUGAUGGAAAUUUUACUUCUGCUAAAUGUGUUUGCUUCCCUGGAUAUGAAGGGGAACGUUGUGAUAAAAAAACACAAGAGAAAAUGUUUGAGCAGAACAGUUAUAUCAGGUAUGCUUUGACUUUUAAUCCGGGAGAAUAUUCCAAUGAAAUACAGUUGAUGUUUCGAACUCGGCAGAAACAAGGAGAGUUAUUCCGAGCAACAAGCAAGCAUGGCAGGGAAUAUCUUAUCUUAGAAAUAAGAAAUCGAACAUUGCGGUUUCGAUUUAACUUGAAUCAUUAUCGAUCCAGCGAACAAGAACUUUGGCUACCUUAUGUGAGUGUUAGCGAUGGUCAGUGGCAUACUGUGAAUGUGCAACGUUAUGGAAGUACAGCUACCAUUGCUUUAGAUGGUGGUGGAGGAAGGAGAUACAAUGAACUGUUAGAUCAUGUAGAUUUACACCAGGAAUUAGUAAUAGACACAAAGAAUGUAAUUGCUGGAGGUGAUGUUCAAUCUGUUGCUCCCAAUAUUAAUGUGGUAGACAAUGAUUUUCAAGAAGGUUGCAUGAAUGAUAUUCGCUUGGACACCAAGUAUUUACCUAUGGAAAAUGGAUCCCAGUUUGCCUUUGUCUAUGAAUCCAGAAAUGUGAAGUCUGGUUGCCCAUCCAAUAAUCCUUGCCUUGGUGUAUUUUGUCCUCCACCUUUCAUAUGUGUUGAUCUUUGGAUGUUGUAUGAAUGCACAUGCCCAAAAGGUUUUGUUGUAAGCCUCGAUGGCAAGAGUUGCAUUGAUGACGAUGAGUGCAUAUCUCAGCAACCCUGUCUAAAUGGUGGCUCCUGUGUGAAUUUACCAGAUGGGCAAGGGUAUGAAUGCAUCUGUCCAAAUGGGUACUUUGGAAUUCAUUGCAAUGCUGUGAGGGAAGAGAAAGUAAUGCAGUUGAGUGUUGCUGCUAUGGCUCUGAUCAUCUUUUGCAUCUUCGCUGUGCUCAUCUUAGCCCUUGUGGUGAUCGCCUACUCUCGUAUACGCACUCACAAACCCUACGACCAAAAGGACAUAAUUGACGAUGUGCGUGAAAACAUCAUUGUCUAUGAUGACGAAGGUGGUGGAGAAGAUGACAUGAAUGCAUAUGAUAUCAAAACACUGCAAAUUCCUAUUGAUGGAUAUGGAUCCCCGAUGGGAGCCAAAUCUGGUCCAGAAAAGGGACCUGUAAGAGAUCCACACCAGUGGCAAGCUCCACCUGGUGUCCAGCCAGAUGUCGGCGACUUUAUUCGAGAUCAUCAAGACAAGGCAGACAUGGACAUAAAUGUUCCACCCUUCGAUGAUCUGCGCAAUUAUGCUUAUGAAGGUGGUGGCAGCUCAGCUGGUUCUCUGAGCUCUCUCGCCUCCUGCACUGAUGAUGUUGACCAUGACUUUGAAUACCUGAAUGGAUGGGGCCCGCGCUUCCAAAAACUUGCGGAUAUGUAUGGGCAGGGCGAGAGUGAAGAGGAAUAAAAUACGGAGAGAGCAAGAAUCAGUUGCCAAAUUCCUUACAAGCCUGGGCUAAAACUUUGAAUCGACCCUCCCUUUCUGAAUGAGAUAACUACCUUUUUCACAUUGAAAUUUCAGCAAUAAUAUCUUCAUGAUACUGAAAAUUGUAAAGGGACUUAAUAUCAGCAUGUUGUGUAUUGAUAGGUUGAGCAGUUCCAUGAAGAAUGCUAUUCUUCCUCUUCUCUUUAUCUCGUUCUGAAGGUUAGAGUCCCAUUCAUUGCCAAAUGGCAGCUGUUGACAGCCUUUCCUCUGUGAUGCCUUAUUCAGGGUUAUACUCAUCUCAAUGUUGUUUGGGAGAGUAUUCCUGAAGUGUUCUCAUCAUUUUUUAUUACAUUUUAUAAAUAAUGGAUGCCAUAAUGAUGCGGUUCUAAGUAUGCAAUACUGCCAACAUUCAUUUUAAAUAUGUAGAUGCAUACUUAUGAAUCUAAAGUUAUAAUUGUGUUUAUGUGUUUCAUUUCAGGUGAAUGUAGGACUUAAAUAAUUGCAGCUUUAUUUAUCUAUAUUUGUGGAUGUUUUUUAAGCAUUGUUUUAUACAUAUUCACUGUAGUAUUUUUUAUAUUUUGUUUUAUUUAGAUAUAAUAUCUCACAAAAAAAAAAAAAGAAUUCCUAUUUGUGCCACAUGAGGAAAUUUUUCUUAAUUAAAUAUUUUAAUUCAUUUUGCCUAUUUUUAGCAUUAAUUUUCAACAUAAUAAAGGUAUUUUUAUGUUAGUAUUCAAAUGCAAUAUUUUAGUAAGGCAUCUACACUUUGGUUUCUCAUUAAAUAAACUGUAGCUGAUGACUGAAAUAGAAGUUCUUUUUCAAAUCAUGAAUAUUAAUUGUUUUGAUUUUGACUAUGAAUAUCCGUCCAUCUGUAUAAACUAAUCAGAUUGCUCUUUUCUCUAUGUAAAGUGAAGCAGUUACCCAUAUUACAUAGUUUAUAAUUUAAUUUUAAUUUUCAAAUGAUUAAUUAAUGUUUUACAUACAAGUAUAUUUAUUUUUAUUACUUUUGGAUAAAUUGCUUUCUGUCCUAAAAGUGGCAACAUUCCUUGCUUUGUUUUGUUUUAGUGUUAUUUUUUUAGCAGUCUUCCACCUCCCCCUUGAAGUAUAACUAAGUAAGUAGAUUUUUUAAUUGAAUAAAAGUAUAAAAAAAUUAAAAUUUAAAUGUCAUAAAAUAUUUAUGGCUUUUUAAUAUAGUGUGCAAAUUUGAACUCUUAAGGUGCUAUUUUUGUGUUUCUUGAACACUGGCACAAACAUUAAUCAGCAGGUAAUUUCGACUGAACAUCUUCCAUUUGUUCAAAUAUGUAAUAAUUGCACAUUUUGUUUAAUCGAAAAGCUUGGGACGGGAAUCUGUAUCAAUUCAUUAAGAUAUUUAUAUCUACGAUCAGUUUUUGACAAAUAAGUAGAUUGUGUUUUUCUUCUUUAUUCGUUUAAUUGCCUAUAUAUUUGUAAUUUGCCUGGCUUAGUUUUGUAUAUUUUGUGUUUUCCAGUUAUAUUAUAUUCUGGAUUGAGGAAUCAGCUGUAAACAUUCCAUUGUGUUGGAAUUUAGCUGACUGCACUAUUUCAUUUCAAUACAGUGCAGCUGACUCACUGAUCUUGAUUUGUAUUGAAGAAGAUGCUACAUUUCAAAAUGCCAUCUGUGCAGUUACCUGAAUGAUGUUUAAAUAUUCCUCGAUAUCAGUUUAUUGCAUUUGUUGUGAGUCACUCUUUAUGUAUCUCUUUUAUCUUUGAUUCAUUCAUCUGAGAAUGAUGCAGCUGUUUUCAUAAGUAGUUUUGAUUUUACUUUAACUUUUUUAAAUUUUUAUGAUAAAUAAAAUUUGAACAUUUGAUUAUUU